Molecule: messenger RNA, 789 nt
Organism: Papaver somniferum (opium poppy)
Lineage: Eukaryota; Viridiplantae; Streptophyta; Magnoliopsida; Ranunculales; Papaveraceae
Exons: 2
Coding region: 1-789 (262 amino acids)
Source: RefSeq, a predicted model, not a curated record
AUGGUUAUACAUAACUCUAAUGACUCCAUAAAAUGGAAUAUUUGGCUUUUUUGGAAUUCAUCUCUAUCAAGGCCAGUAGUGCUUUCUUCCACAAAUCAAGCCAUUACUGUUCAAGUGGGGGAUGUUAUGGUCACUGGAAUUCAUGCAGCUUGUCUCACUGUUCAUAGAAGAGAUUUAUGGGAAGAAUUAUUUAAUAUUAGUCAAAGGGACUGCCCCUGGAUGAUAAUUGGGGACUUCAAUGUAUUUUUUUUAUGUGACAUUGAUAAGGCCUUUUACAAUCUUAAAUGGCUGGAAAAGUUUGAUGGUUGGUUUUAUAAAGUAGGAGUUAGAGGUACAUCAGAUCAUGGACCUUUAUUUGGUUCUACUGUCAAUAUUUGUAAACCAAUAAAUGAUCCUUUCAGAUAUCAAAAUAUUUGGGCUUCUCAUCCAGGAUUUCUUGGUAUAAUUAAAGAUGCAUCGAAUGAAGCAAUAUCAGGUAAUCCAGCCUUUUCUUUCAUGAGCAAGCUAAAGAGGUUAAAGAAAAUACUGAAGAAGUGGAACUGGGAAGUAUUUGGUGAUCUCAGAAUUAAAAUGAAGACUACUGAGGAUGAAGUACUUGCUGCAACCUUAUUGUCAGAUGCAGAUCCUGAAAAUUCUGAAUUACUAAAUAAUCUUGUUACAUCAAGGGGAAAACAAGAAAUUGUUUCAAAACAAUAUAAUGAGUUAAUGAGGGACAAAGCCAGAAUUAAGUGGGUCAAGAAAGGUGGUGCUAAUACAGACUUCUUUCAUGCUUCAAUUAAAAUAAGGUAA